Saccostrea cuccullata (small rock oyster) is the source of this 849-nucleotide messenger RNA. RefSeq lists its product as uncharacterized. The coding region runs from base 46 to 849 and encodes 267 amino acids. The record is from RefSeq and is a predicted model, not a curated record. NCBI's taxonomy places the organism in Eukaryota, Metazoa, Mollusca, Bivalvia, Ostreida, Ostreidae. The transcript has 6 exons.
AUUUAUAGACCCUUUACAACUGUAGAUACCUAUAUUUACAUUUGCAUGAGCUUCACAAUGCAGAGCUACUUUAAAUAUUUAUUCAGCAUUCAUACAUCUGAACAUGAAGUUAAAACAUCACCUUCUGUGUACGAGCGUGUUAUCAUCAAGCAUAUUUCAGUCACAAGUGUAAGUCAAGGAGAAGUAUGCAAUGACAUUUCUAAUCUAGGAAUGGAAAGAUACCAUGUUGCAGUCAAACAAGGACACGCAGUUUCAGCAAUGGUCACUUGUCCAACAAGUAUUCAAGGAAUCUUUUCAUAUACAUACACGGGACUUGCAUGCACUGAUACCUUGCUGGACACGUGUACAAACAAAACAAUGUUUAUAUACAACGACACUUUAUGCAAUGAUAAUCCAAUGUUUUCCAGUGAGGGUACGUUACAUUGUGCGUUCACUGGAAUUGAAGGAAGUGACACAUUUGUCACUUUGUACAAUGCUGACUCAUCUGUCACAAAUCCUACCAGCUUUCAAUUUUCAUGCAUGGUAUAUACAACUAGUGGUAGCACUGUGUCCGCAACCAUUAAUCCAGAGGAGUGUAUAACAGGACAGACGUCGACUUCCUUAUCGUCAACAUAUGGAAAGACCGUGACAUAUACAGCUUUAUCCUCUUGUUCAACUCCAGAGCCAGAGGAGUCAGAGGAUGAUUUUACUUGGCUUUAUAUCCUACUAGCCGUCUUCGUAUUACUAGUCCUCAUUUUAGUCAUCUUUGUCCUCAUCAAAUCAAGUUUCAAGAAAAAAGAACAGGUGCUUCCCAAUAAAACAGAAGAUGUUAUCAUUUCUAAACCGCCAAUCAGACAUAUCUUUACAUGA